Molecule: messenger RNA, 1456 nt
Organism: Tetranychus urticae (two-spotted spider mite)
Lineage: Eukaryota; Metazoa; Arthropoda; Arachnida; Trombidiformes; Tetranychidae
Product: phospholipid phosphatase 1
Biological process (GO): phospholipid dephosphorylation; phospholipid metabolic process; signal transduction
Cellular component (GO): plasma membrane
Molecular function (GO): phosphatidate phosphatase activity
Source: RefSeq, a predicted model, not a curated record
AUGGUAGAUUGAUGAAAUUUGUUGAAUCAGUUUCCUUCAGUUUUCUUCCUUCCACUUGAAGAUUUUAUCUAAAUUAUAUUAAUUGCCUGAUAAUAAACCUGGUAUUUGAAACUAGUUAUCAUUUGAUUAAACUUAAAUGCAGCUGAAUAGUCAACAGUGUUUUCACAUGUUGUCAGCUCAAUCAUUACAAUCAUGAAGAUAGUUACAGCUCAUUAAAAUAUCAUUCACUGUGUCUUCACUUUGGUGAUCAACAAAAUUACCUUUCCUAGACUGUGUUAAUUAUCAAACCUUUAAAGUUUUGUUGUUUUUUUCCCUGAAAAUGAUCUCAUCCUUAGCCUUAAAUUUUACCCAUUUUAAACUGAACAACUCUGAACUUUCUUCAACCAAAUUUGUAUAAAUUUAAAUAAUUUAACCAAAUUAAUUUGUGACAGCUUUGAAUUGACUAAUAACAAUUUUCUGGAAAGUGGAUAAUCAGCCUUUUCCAGGUCAAAAUGGAUCGACGAGCAGUAGCCCAAGUUUGUGUAGAUUUAAUUUCGACUGGUUUGUUGAUUGCUGCAGACCAAGGGAUUGAUUAUCUGGAGCCAGUUAGACGAGGAUUUUGGUGCUCAGAUGAAUCAAUCAACUAUCCAAGACAAGAUGAGACUGUACCAUACAAAAUGUUGGUUCAAAUUUCAAUGAUUCUGCCGGUUGUCUUCUUGAUUGUAUCCGAAAUAGCUUAUGCUCAAAUCAGUAGGCGAAACAAGCUAUUUUUAACAAGCCAAGAAUUUUGGUAUCACCUGAUAACUGUACUUUUUUCAUGGGGCUUUUGUUUUUGGUUGAAUCAAAUAGUAACAAGCUUCAUUAAGGUGAGAGUUGGUCGAUUAAGACCAGUAUUUCUUGACUACUGUAAGCCAAAUAUUGAUUGCUCGGAUCCACUUUAUGCAAAUACGUAUAUAACCAACUAUACAUGUCAUACUGGCCACUCCGAUGAAAAAUUUGCUCGCACUUCUUUCCCGUCUGGACAUUCAUCAGAAUCAAUGGUUUCAAUGGUUUUCAUCAUAAUUUAUCUAUGGAAACGUUAUUCCAAAGACUCAACUCGUUACUUUGUUGCAUUGGUACAGAUAGUGGCUCUGUUUAUCGGGUUUUUCGUGUCUUUAUCCAGAAUCUAUGAUAAUAUUCAUCAUUGGAGUGAUGUUGCUGCUGGAAUGGCUCUAGGAACAAUAUUUGCUUUCAUUGGUUCUCUUUUGCCUGGAAGAUUGGACAGAUUGAAAGACGAUUCCGAAGAUGCUAAAGUAACCUCAGCCUCAUCCGCAACAUUCCGAAGCUUUGCAUAGUAUUGACCUGUUCAAUAACAAAUAAAAGAAUUAGUAAAAUGAUUUAAAUUGAAAACAUCAAAAUACUUGUACAAACCUCAAUAUCAAGUGUUUCCACUAUCAAUCCUUGAACGGAUCAACAUUAAAGUCAAUUUGCUGUCAAA